UUUACAAGUGCAUUAAGUUCACAGACAUUGUAAUAAAAGUAAAAGAUGAUGUCAUUGUUUAUUAGUUUUUUAUCUGUUUCUAGAGAUUUUUACACAUUACUUUAUUUUCUUUUACAACCUUAAAGCUAAAUAAGAAACAGUUUUAAACUUAUUUUUAUUYAUCCUGGUAAGAGUCUGAUUAUUAGGUGUAAAAACACUGCUCUUAUAAAUUUACCGUUUUUUUUUCUCCCAAUAACUUCCUCUAAGGGCCGCUGUUGGUCUUUACAGCAAAUAUACUGCUUAUAAAAUGUAACUACACCUCCUUUUCUCCUGUCUUUGUACCACGGAUGGCAGGACGUUCGCUCUUUCUUUCCAUCUGUGAUUUCCGCACGGAUCUAUUUGUUGUAGCGCGGAGGAUUAUUUACACAUCAACAAGGGGAAGCCUUGAAUAACAUUUGAACGGUGUUCGGAUUUUUUUUUUUUCUUCAAAUGGACUGAUUGUUUCGGUAAUAUGUCAUACAACGGCAGGAAGCGCACGGUAUGGCAAGUACAGGCCUGUAUUCUUGCUUUUCUUAUCGAGGCCACGCAUUCUCAGAUCCGCUACUCUGUCCCGGAGGAAAUGAGAAAGAGCUCCUUUGUGGGAAAUAUAGCUGAGGACCUGGGUGUCAACUCCAAAAGAUUGAAAGCAGGCGGUGCACGUAUCGUUAGUGGCGACAGCAGCGAGUAUAUCAGGUUGGAUUUAGACAAAGGGAUCCUGGUGGUGGGAGAGAGAAUAGACAGGGAGCAGCUCUGCGGGCAGACGUCGCCCUGCAGCUUGAAUUUUGAGGUGAUUAUGAGCAACCCAAUGCAUCUGCACAGCGUUGUAGUGGAAGUCCUUGAUGUUAAUGAUAACGCGCCCUUUUUUCACGAGAAAGAAAUGCACAUAGAAGUURUYGAAUCAGCUCUUCCAGGAACAGAAAUACUGCAGGUGAGCGCAACAGAUUUAGACGUCGGCAUCAAUGCUUUGCGCGGGUAUACCUUACAUCCAACCACGCAGUUUAACAUUAAGGUUCUGUCCAGCCCGAAUGGUCAUAAAUACGCGCAGCUGUUUCUGUCUGGCGCUUUAGACAGAGAGAAAGAGGAGAAGCUGCUCCUCACGCUCACUGCUGUGGACGGGGGUGAACCGCAGCGAUCGGGGAUUCUAAAAGUACACGUCACCGUCAGGGACACGAACGACAACGCCCCCGUUUUUACGCAACCGAUUUUUAAGGCCCUUGUGAAAGAAAACGUUCCAAAAGGAGUGUUAGUGGUGAGCUUGAGCGCGUCAGAUGCGGAUGAAGGGAUGAACGGACGCGUGACGUAUCACUUUAAUCGCAUGUCCAGUGAAGCUGCAAAGCUUUUCAAUUUGGAUGAAAAUAGCGGCGACUUAACUGUGAACGGUUUGAUUGAUUAUGAAGAACACAAAAUAUAUGAAAUAGGCGUGCUGGCAAAAGAUCAAGGUGGACAAAGCACGUCGACAAAUGUAAUAAUUGAMGUCAUAGAUAUAAAUGACAACGCGCCUUUAAUAACACUGACCUCGUUUUCUAAUGCUGUAGCAGAGGAUUCCCCCAWAGGAACAACUAUAGCGAUCAUAAAUGUAAAAGAUUUAGAUUCGGGUAAAAAUGGAAAACUUGACUGUUCUGUUAACGCUAAUAUACCAUUCACAAUCCAGUCUUCUCUGAAAAACUAUUACACUCUGGUAACAAAUGGUGUCCUGGACCGGGAGCGUCACCCCGAAUAUAAUAUUACUAUCACGGCUGUGGAUGAAGGCAGUCCAUCCCUCUCCACAAACAAAACAAUAAAUCUGAAAAUAUCAGACGUGAAUGAUAACGCUCCAGUUUUUGAAAGGAGUGUUUAUGAAGCUCAUAUCAUGGAGAAUAAUAACCCUGGUUUAUCUGUGUUUUCUGUAAGUGCGCAUGACGCAGAUUCCGGGCAAAAUGCACGCGUUUCAUAUCUACUUAUUGACGCUGACAUGAACGGCAGCCCAAUUUCCUCUUACAUAUCUGUAAAUGCAGAGAGUGGUGUGAUACAAGCAGUUCGAUCAUUUGACUUUGAGCAAAUUAAAAAUAUACACAUCAAUUUAAGAGGACAGGAUGGAGGCUCGCCACCCUUAAGCAGCAACGUUACUGUUAAAUUAAAUAUCCAGGAUCAGAACGAUAACCCCCCUCAGGUUCUGUACCCGAUCCAGACCGGUGGCUCUGUGGUGGCUGAGAUGGUGCCUCGUUCAGUAGAUGUAACAUAG
Molecule: messenger RNA, 2239 nt
Organism: Austrofundulus limnaeus
Lineage: Eukaryota; Metazoa; Chordata; Actinopteri; Cyprinodontiformes; Rivulidae
Product: protocadherin gamma-A11
Exons: 2
Coding region: 491-2239 (582 amino acids)
Biological process (GO): homophilic cell-cell adhesion
Cellular component (GO): plasma membrane
Molecular function (GO): calcium ion binding
Source: RefSeq, a predicted model, not a curated record